Molecule: messenger RNA, 958 nt
Organism: Capra hircus (goat)
Lineage: Eukaryota; Metazoa; Chordata; Mammalia; Artiodactyla; Bovidae
Product: epididymal-specific lipocalin-5-like
Exons: 7
Coding region: 184-726 (180 amino acids)
Molecular function (GO): small molecule binding
Source: RefSeq, a predicted model, not a curated record
GCAACAUCAAGGUCCGGGGGCGGAGGGCCCUCAGGCCUGGUCCGGCCGAUGGGCAGGCCGUCUGCUUAAUGAAGCCAGCCUGUGCCUUUGCUGACACCCACGGGGAGGGUAUAAGUCCAGGCUGGGCCCGAGGAGCGUGUCCUGUGGCUUUGGGGAGCUGGCCCCAGCCCCUGCCGGCCAGACAUGAGGGGCAGCUUGCUUGCAGCCCUGCUGGGGCUCCUCGUGAUGCUGGCGGCUGGCAAGGAGGACUUGGGCCUCCAGAACUUCAACUUGACCCAGUUUUCAGGUAUGUGGUACGAGAUUGCCUUGGCCUCCAACCUGGAGCACCAGAGCUCGUCCCCAGGGCGGAAGAUGGGGGCCGUGAUAGUGGAGCAGGACGGGCCCCACCUUGGCCUGACCUCCGUGUCUGACCACAUGAACCUGUGCAUGAAGGAGAAGAACCAGGCAGUGAAGGGGGACGCCCCUGGGAAGUUCAAGCUCCCUUUAGACUCUGGAGGCAAAGAGGUCAUCGUGGUGGCCACGGACUACAAGACCUACGCCGUCAUAAGCAUCGUCCCCCACGGAGGCGAGAAGCCCAGCCGCGUGCUGAAGCUCUACAGCCGGACCUUGGAACACAAUGAGAAAGCCACAGAAAAGUUCGUGGAGAAGGCCGUGGAGCAGGGGCUGUCGGUCUCAGACGUGCAGCUGCUCACCAAGGACUUGACCUGUGUGAACCUGCUGUCCUAGGUGGUAGAGAAACUGAGGCUUAGGCCACUCAGCUAGGACACCGACUCCUGGCUGGGGCCCUCGGAUGAGGGCGGCAUCCUGAGGCCCUGCCAUUCCGUGUCUCAGGAUCUGACCUAGGGGAGCCCCUGCCCCCCACUGGGGUGCUUGCAGCCCCGCCCACCUGGCUUACCUGGGCUACCAGCCCUGGGGGGCCACCUGCAGCUGCUCCGCCCAAAUAAACUCUACAGCCGAA